AUGUUCAAGUUUGAUCAGCCUGUAGAUGAGAGCUCCAGGAGUGCAGUGGAGCGGCGGCAGGCUGCAGAAGCUGAACGCCGUAAGCGCAUCUUCAAUCCAAGGAACCGGGUGAUUGGAUUGGACGUGCAUGCGCUCGAACAGCAGGUGACUGAGAGGCGCAAACGUGAGGAGGUGGAGAGGCAGCAGAAAUUAGUGUAUGAUACGUUGUGUAUUUCCACUGACCAAAAGCUGAUAGAGCAAGACAGAAAGGAGGACAGUCGAAGGAGAGAGUUGGCCCAGGAUCUUGUGCAGUAUUGGGCGACGUACCAGCGCUCUGAGGAUUCUCGUGAUGCAGACAUUAAUUAUAAUCACCAAGGGGGAGCCAGUGUCAGCUCAGUCAAUCAGGACUCAUUAGGGCCUGCGAGUAUGCAGGUUUUUCAGGGUGAAGGAGUUGGGGAAAAUGAAAGGAGGAAGAAUCAGAUAGAAGAGAAUGAGAGAAUACUGAGAGCUCAAAGGGAGGAACGAGAGAAAUGGAAGAAUGAGCAGAAACAUAAAGAGUUGCUAAGAGACCUGGAGAUGAUCCAGCAGGACCAGAGAGCACUACAGCUGGAUGCUCUGGAAGAAGAGUGUAAAAAAGCUGCUCACAUGGCACUCAAAAGCUACAACCAGGCCCAGGCAGAAGAGAGACAAGAGCAGGAGAGGCAAAACAAGCAGACGCAUGAGGCCCUGAACAUGGCAGAGAUUCUGCAGAUGGUGACCUCUGACCUUUUGACUGAGUGCCCAGAAGCUGCAGUGAAGGAAGGCAUGGGUUCACCUGAGGCUCCCCAAGUGCUACCUGAUCGCUGGAAGGGAAUGAGCUCUGAGCAGCUCGAAGCCAUCCACAGGCAGAGAGCAGAACAGUGUGCUGAAAGAGAGAGGCAAAGGCAGCAGGAGAAGCAGAACAACCUGGAGUGGGGUUGGCAGCAGCUGAAGCAGGCAAGGCAGCACGAGGAGGAGGAGAGAAGAGUGAGGGAACUGGAGAGAGAGAGGAGAACACGACUGGACCAGUACAACCAGCAGCUGGCCAGAGAGCAGCAGGCACACCAGGAGUACCUCAAUAAUGAACUUUACACCAACCGGCCCACUGUGCGCUACUUCAGCCAGUUCAACACCACCACUCGCUAAAGGUCUGACCAUCAUCAGGUCAACUCAGGCUGCUGGAGUUUUACAGAACUAUAC
Messenger RNA from Clarias gariepinus (North African catfish), 1197 nucleotides. RefSeq names its product RIB43A domain with coiled-coils 1 (gene ribc1). The coding region runs from base 1 to 1143 and encodes 380 amino acids. NCBI's taxonomy places the organism in Eukaryota, Metazoa, Chordata, Actinopteri, Siluriformes, Clariidae. The transcript is spliced from 7 exons. The record is from RefSeq and is a predicted model, not a curated record.